AUGACUUCUCCUACGCAAGAAGGCGUGCUGCAGCAGCGCCUUUCGACGCUGACCAUGGUUGCCAUGGCGUUUGCUAUUCUCAAUACGUGGAUUGCUCUCGCUGGUGUAAUGGCGUAUAUUCUUCCUUCUGGUGGUGCUGUUUCUUUUAUUUAUGGGUUUGUGGUUUGUGUCCUUUGCAAUUUGGCACUUGCUGCUAGUUUGGGAGAACUUGCUGCUUUGUGGCCUACUGCUGGAGGGCAGUAUCACUUUAUGUACGCUUUGUGUACGACUCGAUGGAAACGAUCCAUGAGUUUCUUUGUUGGAUGGACCAAUAUCGCUGGUUGGUUGACUGUUGUUACCACCCAGGCCUUCUUUGCUGCCCAGUUGAUCUCCGCAGCCGCAGUCGUCGCCUCCAACAACGCCUACGAAGCCACAGCCUGGAAGACAUAUCUCUUCUUCGUCGCCAUCCUCUCGUUCGGAACGGUCGGUAAUAUCUGGGGAAAUAGAAUUCUGGGCCGUUGGAAUGAUUGUGCUUUGUAUUGGUCCAUCUUGUCUGUUGUCAUCAUCAGCAUCAUUCUUCUGUCCAUGUCUGAAAAGACAGACGCCAAACAAGUCUUUACAGACUUUAACAACGAGACUGGCUGGUCUGAUGGUGUUGCUUGGAUUCUUGGCUUGUUGCAAUCUGCCCUUUCACUUAUUGGGUUUGAUGUCGUGUUGCAUCUGACUGAGGAGAUGCCUAACCCUUCGAGAGAUGCACCAAGAGCUAUGCUGCUAGCUGUUGUCAUAGGUGGUGUCACUGGAUUUGUCUUUAUCCUAGUCAUACUCUUCUGCCUUACCGACCCGGCAACAGUCCUUGCAAGCUCUACUGGCAUGCCAAUUGUGGAAAUGUUUCUCCAAAGCACCAAGUCCCGCGCCGCCGCUACAAUACUCGCCUUGAUGCUAAGCGUUUGUUUCAUCAACGGUACAUCGGCAAGUAUCACCAGCGCUAGUCGUCUUCUAUACUCCAUGGCUCGUGACAAGGGUAUUGUCUACCACAAAUUCUUUGCUCACCUACAGCCCAAGCUCGAUGUGCCAGUCCGCACAAUCAUGCUCUGCUACAUCUUCAAUCUCCUCUUUGGCCUUUUGUACCUGGGACCUGCAGUGGCUUUCAGUGCGUACAUCGCGUCCUGUACCAUCUUUCUCAACGUUUCGUAUGCUUGUCCUGUUAUUGCAUUGCUUGUCAGAGGCAGAAGCAUGCUUGGCGAGUAUCAGACAAACAAGACACCUGCAAAGAUGGGGCUGAGAAUUGGUGCAGUUGUCAAUGGCGUUGCUGUUGCGUUUGUUGUCGUUACUUCUAUUUUCUUCUGCUUCCCUGCUGGACUUCCAGUGUCUGCCAAUACCAUGAACUACGUUUCGGCGGUUGUGGGUGGCUUUUACCUGCUGCUUGCUGUAUACUGGUUUACUGGCGGAAAAGACUUUCAAGGGCCGAACUUCGAUGCUAUAAUCGGCCAACCUUUGCAGGAGAAGGGAUCAGACGUUGUGGAAUCAGUGCCGGGGAAGUUUGACACCUCGACAAAAGUCUAA
Fusarium pseudograminearum CS3096 is the source of this 1542-nucleotide messenger RNA. RefSeq lists its product as uncharacterized. Gene Ontology annotation, cellular component: membrane. Lineage: Eukaryota; Fungi; Ascomycota; Sordariomycetes; Hypocreales; Nectriaceae. The transcript is spliced from 10 exons. Gene Ontology annotation, biological process: transmembrane transport. Bases 1 to 1542 code for a protein of 513 amino acids. Gene Ontology annotation, molecular function: transmembrane transporter activity. The record is from RefSeq and is a predicted model, not a curated record.